This is a messenger RNA of Armigeres subalbatus, 459 nucleotides long. RefSeq lists its product as uncharacterized. Lineage: Eukaryota; Metazoa; Arthropoda; Insecta; Diptera; Culicidae. The record is from RefSeq and is a predicted model, not a curated record. The coding region runs from base 1 to 459 and encodes 152 amino acids. The transcript is spliced from 3 exons.
AUGUCUGACCGACUGCGGCUGUCAGAUAUUGGCACUAGCAGCUGCGGUUCGACACAGUUACUCGAAGACGAAAUGAUUAAUUUAAUGGCUCUACCCUCAACCGCACCGGCCUUCUUGCAUGGGAACCAGAGCGAAGCGAAACCGAGUGUCAGUGGCACCCGUAGACACGUACUUCCGGAGAAUGCUGUGCUCCACCACCCACAACCGCAGGCCGCCCAUCAGCCGAGGAGGAUCAUAUGUUCCAUCUACAAGAAAGGCGACAAGUUGGAGUGUGGAAACUAUCGAGCGGUCGCCGUCCUUAAUGCCGCUCACAAAGUGAUAUCUCAGAUCAUUUUCCGUCGUUUGUUACCAAUAGUGAAUGAGCUCGUGGAAGGUUAUCAAGGCGGUUUCGUUGACGGACGCUCGAUAACGGGCCAGAUCUUUACUGUACUGCAAAUGCUUCAAAAAUGCCGUGAAUAA